Molecule: messenger RNA, 790 nt
Organism: Drosophila montana
Lineage: Eukaryota; Metazoa; Arthropoda; Insecta; Diptera; Drosophilidae
Gene: Su(var)205
Product: Suppressor of variegation 205
Exons: 4
Coding region: 23-664 (213 amino acids)
Biological process (GO): chromatin organization; negative regulation of transcription by RNA polymerase II
Cellular component (GO): nucleus; pericentric heterochromatin
Molecular function (GO): chromatin binding
Source: RefSeq, a predicted model, not a curated record
AGUUUAAAAUAAAAUACAUAAAAUGGGCAAGAAGGCCGACAAUCCUGAAACAAACAAUGCAUCCUCUGGCGCUGAGGAAGAAGAGGAGGAGUAUGCCGUUGAAAAAAUUUUAGAUCGUCGUGUGCGCAAAGGAAAGGUGGAAUACUAUCUCAAAUGGAAGGGUUAUGCAGAAACUGAAAACACCUGGGAGCCGGAAGGAAAUCUUGAUUGCCAGGAUCUCAUACAACAAUAUGAGCUGAGUCGCAAGGAUGAGGCCAAUGCGGCGGCCUCUUCUUCUUCGUCCUCUUCGAAGAAAGAGCGUCCCGGCAGCAGCACCAAGGUCAAGGAGACCGGCCGUACCAGUACCACAGCCAGUAACAGCAGCGGCAGCAAACGGAAAUCCGAAGAGCCAGCUGGUCCAGCAGGUAGCAAAUCAAAGAGAGUCGAGCCUGAGGAUACCGCCGAUAUAAUACCGGCGGGCGGCACUGGAUUCGAUCGCGGCUUAGAAGCUGAAAAGAUACUGGGCGCCUCCGAUAAUAAUGGCCGCCUGACAUUCCUUAUUCAGUUUAAGGGAGUCGAUCAGGCCGAAAUGGUGCCAUCGACUGUGGCCAACGUUAAGAUACCUCAAAUGGUAAUACGCUUCUAUGAGGAGCGCCUCUCCUGGUAUUCGGACAACGAAGAUUAAGUGUUGCAGGUCCCAAAUUUGUUGUUCAAAAAUAACUUUUUUUUCUCAGCAUAUUAAACAUUAUGUACUUUUAUCAUAAAAUUCCAAUUAAUAAACAUGAACUAGCUUAUGUUUAAAAUUGUGUAA